CCAGAUAGAAGCCAGCGGAGAGCGGACAGACAGACAGACGACCGGCCGGCAUCCAUCCAUCCAUCCACCCCGCACAGGACACCAUGGCGCAUGUCGACAUCGAGCAGCUGAGGAGCAGGGGCGCCGGCAAGUCCAUCGCUGUGUUGACCAGCGGGGGAGACGCGCAAGGUAUGAAUGCUGCCGUGCGAGCAGUAGUACGGAUGGGGAUCUAUGUGGGCGCUGAUGUUUAUUUUGUGUAUGAGGGUUACGAAGGGCUUGUUGGUGGUGAGCAGUACUUGAAAUUAGCAGAAUGGGACAGCGUUUCCAAUAUCAUCCAACUUGGUGGAACUAUCAUUGGCAGUGCCCGGUGCAAGAGUUUCCGCACCCGAGAAGGACGCCUGGCAGCAGCUUACAACUUAGUCCAACAUGGCAUCAACAACCUGUGCGUGAUUGGGGGUGAUGGCAGUCUAACUGGGGCCAAUAUCUUCCGGGCUGAGUGGAGUGACCUGCUGGCAACUCUUGUUCAAGAGGGUAAAAUUACUGAAGAGGUUUCCCAACAAUAUUCCCACUUGAACAUUGUUGGGAUGGUAGGAUCAAUUGAUAAUGACUUCUGUGGAACAGACAUGACUAUUGGUACAGACUCUGCCCUUCACAGGAUCAUGGAGGUGAUUGAUGCCAUAACCACCACGGCACAGAGUCACCAACGGACCUUUGUGCUUGAAGUCAUGGGCAGGCAUUGUGGAUACCUUGCGCUGGUGUCUGCAUUGGCUUCUGGUGCUGACUGGCUCUUCAUCCCAGAGGCCCCUCCAGAGGAUGGCUGGGAAGAUUUUAUGUGUCAGAGACUUGGAGAGAGUCGCAUUAGAGGCUCAAGACUGAACAUCAUCAUCCUUGCAGAGGGAGCAAUCGACCGGCAUGGAAAUCCCAUCAGCUCCAACUAUGUAAAAGAUCUUGUUUCCAAGCGCCUUGGAUUUGACACACGGGUCACUGUCUUGGGGCAUGUUCAGCGAGGAGGAACACCGUCUGCGUUCGAUCGAAUUCUGAGCAGCAAGAUGGGCAUGGAGGCUGUACUCACACUGCUGGAUGCUUCGCCAGAGACCUCGUCUUGUGUCGUCAGCCUCAGUGGUAACCAGGCCUUGCGACUGCCGCUGAUGGAGUGUGUGCAGCUGACCAAGGAUGUUCAGAAAUCAAUGGAUGAGCGGAGAUUUGAUGAAGCCAUCACACUACGUGGAAGGAGCUUUGAGAAUAACUGGAAUAUCUACAAGCUGCUGGCUCACCAGAAGCCUGCUAUGACUAAGAGUCAUUUCAAUAUGGCCAUCGUAAAUAUCGGCGCUCCAGCGGCAGGGAUGAAUGCAGCUGUACGUUCGGCAGUCCGAGUUGGGUUAUCAGCAGGACACGUGGUCUACACUGUUAGCGAUGGGCUGGAAGGCUUUGCUAGCGGACAGAUUAAGGAAGUGAGUUGGCGUGAUGUUGGAGGCUGGACUGGACAAGGCGGGUCACUGCUGGGCACUAAACGAACACUCCCUGAAAAGUGCAUGGAAAAGCUUGUGCAACAAAUACGCAACUACAAAAUCCAUGCUCUCCUGAUCGUCGGAGGCUUUGAGGCUUUUGUCGCAGCCCUGCAACUGACCGAGGGCCGGGAACACUACGAGGAGCUCUGUAUCCCCAUGUGCGUCAUCCCCGCCACCAUCAGCAACAACGUGCCGGGAACUGACUUCAGUCUGGGCUGCGACACCGCUGUCAACGCAGCCAUGGAGACCUGUGACCGCAUCAAGCAGUCGGCCUCAGGAACCAAGCGGCGGGUCUUCAUUGUGGAGACCAUGGGGGGUUACUGCGGCUACCUGGCCUCUGCCACUGCCCUGGCUGUUGGGGCCGAUGCUGCCUACAUCUACGAAGACUUGAUCAACAUCCACGACUUGACGGCUAAUGUGGAGCAUCUGACGGAGAAGAUGAAGACAACAGUGCAGCGAGGGCUGGUGAUCAGAAAUGAAAAAUGCCACCAACACUACACCACGGAAUUCUUGUACAAUCUGUACUCUGCUGAAGGGAAAGGUGUGUUUGACUGUCGUACCAACGUGUUGGGCCACAUGCAACAGGGAGGAGCACCUACCCCGUUUGAUAGGAACUUUGGGACAAAGCUGGGCGUGAAAGCUGUGCAGUGGCUAACGGAGAAGCUCCAGGAAUCCUACAGGAAAGGGGCAGUCUUUGCAAACUCUCCUGAGACGGCCUGUGUCCUGGGAAUGAAUAGGAAGGCCCUGGUGUUCCAACCCGUCGUGGAGCUGAAAGGACAAACCGACUUUGAGCACAGGAUGCCGAAGGAGCAGUGGUGGCUGAGGCUGCGGCCUCUGCUGAAGAUGCUGGCCAAGUACCAGACCCACUUCGACAACUACAUCACGGGCAAGGUCGAGCACGUCAACAGGAGGAGCCUCAGCGUGGAGUCCGGCUUCUGAGACAAGCAGCUCCGUGCAUCACUUUCUACUGUAUUUCGUCCCCUUACCAUGUUGACUGUGAGUUAGUGUACAACAACUUGCCCUGCACUAGCUCCACAACUUAGUACAUCCCCGGGUGCUUCAAGCACACUCUCAGACUAGUGGGAAUUUUCAGCCGAGGUGGCAGCAGAUGUGGUCCUGAAGGGGCCGUGCCCAUCUACUCGAAGGUGUCUCCAUGUUUCUGAUCACUAUGUCCCUUCCGACACAUCUGUACUGACUCCCACACCUCUACAUUCUACUGUUCAUUAAACGCACAGGACAACUUGUGUUGGUUGUGAUGCCAACUCCUCCACGUCCUCUCACAUAUUUCUCUCUCCCUUUUCCUCUUUCCCUCUCCCAGCUCUCUUUCCAUUCCCUCCACAGUAGUCCUGAAAUCACAGGAGCUUGACACAAAGUAAAGUGUUCUCAGUGUUUUUAGAUCUCGGGUAUAAAUAAUCCAACACCAUCCCUUCCACUCAGCGCAGUAACUGGAGGCUGUCUUGAGGGUGAAGGCGUAAAACCAGGAGUUGGGGAUGCUGAAAAAGUAUUCUUUAAAUGUCUCUGGUGAAGCAAAUGUGAUGGAAUGAGUGGGGAUGGAUAUAGGAGGUGUAUUUAAGUAAAUUCAGUCUGAAACUCAGUACCCUCGCCAACCUCCAGUGGCACAUAGGAAAUACAGGGCUAGCACUGAUAUGACUACCUUCCCAUGUCUAAUUACUGUAAGAUAUCUCCUGAAAACAAUGUUGUGUUUUAUGCAUUCUAUAAUCUGAGUGUUGAUCAUGUAAUCCUAGUCAAGCCUCUGGCUGCAUGUAACUGUCCUAUACACUCCUACAUUAAUACUUGAUUUGAAUACAAUUUAUAAUGUUCACAUCUUCUGAUAAUGUACUGUAGAAAUUAACAGGGAUCAUCCGUUUCAUUGCAAUGAAGGCUUUGAAAGUGAAAAAUUCCAAGUAAUUCCCUUUACCAGAAAUGUAUUGAUCCAUGGGUUAAUUGUGGCUGAUUAUACAAGAUUCUUUUAAUAACAAGAUUUUUUUUAAUCCUAAGUAAUCUUAUAGUUACUUUAUCUUAAGAAAGUAUUGGCAAGGACACAGCCAUGGAGUAUUAUUGUCGCUCCUCAAUAAUAUGUAUUACAUUUAUUCCAGUGUUUAUUUUGAAAUGAAUAAACAUUUGUUUAAAUAUCAAGGUUGCAUUUCCCUUUAUGUAUUACCAUAGUAUACUCUGGUUAUAUGGCCACUCCAGCUAAUCCCCUGUGGAUCUGUCCCUUGUGUUGUCACAAGAGGGGUCCAAUCAAGGCAGGGUGGCAGGAUGAGUUAUGGCUCUGUCCAUCCAACCCAGAUGGAAAGAGUGAGAGUCGUCCUUGCCAGCUGGUGAAGCCAGCCCUGCUGCUGAUGCAUACAAAUACAACUUAGAAUGUCCGGUCUGCAGACUGCCAGGCUGCCGUAGAGGGAGCCUUUCAUUCGGGAUUGGGCACCGGACCAAAGUGAAAGGGUUUUACUUCAUACCUGAUCAAAGGUACUCGCACAUGGUGAAGAAAAGAUUUCUGUGCCAAUAUAGUAUUUUACAAUCUCCAACAAUGGUUCAAUAAGGUACAGUGACUGUUAUAUAGCACCACCUUUAACAUAGAGUACACCAUCAUUAGCCAGUGUGUCUAAUCUGUACUACAGCUAUUUGUGGGAUUUAUAUAUAUUAUCUGCAUCAUGUACUGACCAUGGAAUUUGAUUUGCUAGAUUAUGUCUUGUGAUUAAAUUUGUAUUGCACAAUGA
This is a messenger RNA of Leucoraja erinaceus (little skate), 4204 nucleotides long. RefSeq names its product ATP-dependent 6-phosphofructokinase, liver type-like. Gene Ontology annotation, biological process: canonical glycolysis; fructose 6-phosphate metabolic process; fructose 1,6-bisphosphate metabolic process. Lineage: Eukaryota; Metazoa; Chordata; Chondrichthyes; Rajiformes; Rajidae. Gene Ontology annotation, cellular component: cytoplasm; 6-phosphofructokinase complex; membrane. The record is from RefSeq and is a predicted model, not a curated record. Bases 84 to 2426 code for a protein of 780 amino acids. The transcript has 22 exons. Gene Ontology annotation, molecular function: 6-phosphofructokinase activity; AMP binding; fructose-6-phosphate binding.